AGAGUCGGCUCUCUGGGGGGCUGGAGACCCCGCGCCGAGUCGGGGUCGGAUCAGGGUUAAGGUCAGGGUCAGGGCCACGACCGAAUCCGGCCCAGCCAGAGGCAGGCUGCCCUCACAAAGUCCCAGGCCCCCCGGGAACUUGUCCGCGGGACCGCCCCGCCCCUGCUCCUCCUUGGGGCGGGCAGCCCAGGUCCCUGCCCCUCCUUCAGGAGUCUCUUCGGGUCCGUGAACCCUAAACAGGCGGGCAGGCUGGCCGGCAAGCAGGCUGGGGCCGGUGCUGCAGCCGCGCCUGGCAGAUGGACCCACGGACCCCCAGACCCGGCGCCAUGUCUCACGGCCCGGGGGUCAUUCGCACCACGUGUAGCAGCAGUGGUAUCGCCGGAGUGGACGUGCCCCCGUCGGGCCCGGCCCCCGUCCCGGGCCCUUCCGAGGGGCUGCUGGCCCGGGGUUACCCCGCCACGUACCCCGCCUUGCUCAAGGUGGCGCAGAUGGUAUCUCUUCUUAUUGCUUUUCUCUGCGUGAAGAACUCCAUGUGGACCGACUAUAGUGCCUACAGCUACUUUGAAGUGGUCACCAUGUGUGAUCUGCUGAUGAUUCUCGUCUUCUACCUGGUCCACCUUUUCUACCUCUACAGGAUGCUCACCUGUAUCAGCUGGCCCUUGGCGGAAUUCCUCCAUUACUUAAUUGGUACAAGCCUCCUGCUGAUUGCAUCCAUUGUGGCAGCAUCCAAGAGUUACGGCGUAGACGGGCUCGUGGCCGGAGCGGUCUUUGGGUUCCUGGCUACUGUGCUGUGCAUGGUGAGCAUCUGGUCGUCUUACAAGAUCUCGUGUAUAACCCAGGCCACAGCUGCAGCUGUGUGAUAGCGUCACCCAUAAUGCCUCGUACCCCCUGGUAGGAAGAGCCCCCGUGGGGCAGAAGGGGACAUACGGACGGCCGGAAGAACCACCUGUUGUGGGUGGGAGGAAGAAGGCUUUGGAAGCAAAGUCUUUGGUGCCAAAGUACUGCCCAGAAGGAUGGCGAGCCUUCUUCAGGGCCCCCCCACGCCCUUCCUGGAGUUCUGUCCAGGAGAUGGGCUUCCCCAGACUCCUGUUCCAGCUUUCUCAACAACAGCCCUGCCUCUUCUUGGGAAGGUGAUGGCGCGGACUGGACUAGACGGGCCGGGAAGGGAAGCCGCAUCUCAAGCCUGCUGCCUCCUGCUGUCCGGCAAACCUCUUCAGGUCCCAGGUUUCCCAUUUCAUAGGCGUGCGAGGCCGAGCCCUCUCUAAUGCUGUCUUCAAUUCAGUCUGGGCGGAAGGGGCGCUAUCUCGCGAACAUUAUAUAUAUCCUUUUGUAAAACCCCCUCUUCCCCAUCCCUAAUUUAUCUGCUUUUGUAAAUCCAACACUGAUGUUCAGCUUGCUUAAAGUGAGAUGCCCCCGAUAAAUCCCAUACAACAGUA
This is a messenger RNA of Antechinus flavipes (yellow-footed antechinus), 1436 nucleotides long. RefSeq names its product CKLF like MARVEL transmembrane domain containing 7 (gene CMTM7). The transcript has 5 exons. Gene Ontology annotation, cellular component: membrane. The record is from RefSeq and is a predicted model, not a curated record. The coding region runs from base 297 to 860 and encodes 187 amino acids. Lineage: Eukaryota; Metazoa; Chordata; Mammalia; Dasyuromorphia; Dasyuridae.